Molecule: messenger RNA, 3975 nt
Organism: Perkinsus marinus ATCC 50983
Lineage: Eukaryota; Perkinsozoa; Perkinsida; Perkinsidae
Exons: 26
Coding region: 1-3975 (1324 amino acids)
Biological process (GO): intracellular protein transport; receptor-mediated endocytosis
Cellular component (GO): AP-4 adaptor complex; membrane coat
Molecular function (GO): cargo adaptor activity
Source: RefSeq, a predicted model, not a curated record
AUGUCGGGAGGACAUCUAUCGAAGGACUUCUUCCAGCUUAUAAGGGCUAUCGGGGAGAGCAAGUCGAAGCAAGAGGAGGAUAAAAUCAUACAGGGCGAAGUACAGGUGCUCAAACGGAAACUGCUAGAGCCCAAUAUCUCCUCUAAGAAGAUGAAAGAGUAUAUGAUCCGGGCUGUUUAUGUGGAGAUGCUCGGUCAUGACGCUUCCUUUGCCUACAUCCAUGCGGUCAAACUGGCUCAAGAUAAGAACGUAUACAGCAAGAAGGUGGGGUAUAUGGCCUCCUCCUUGUUCCUAAAUGGUGAUGAUGAACUUAUGUUACUGCUGGUCAACACCAUGCAGCGGGACUUGGGCAGUUCCAACUUCCUAGAGACCUGUGCCGCCCUGUCGGCGAUCACACAGCUGGUCAAUGCAGAGAUGAUCCCGGCUAUCCUGCCUUUGGUCACCAAGUUAUUGACACAUACUCAGGAUGCAGUGAGGAAGAAGGCCAUUAUAUGUAUCCAGCACUUUUUUAGACUAUCACCAGACUCGGUGGUUGAUGAUGUCCAGCAAGAUGUCCGUAGAGCUCUGUGUGAUCCAGAUCCGGCAGUGAUGGGAGCUAGCUUGAAUCUCCUUAGGGACAUUAUUCGUUACGAUCCCGAGUCCUGCAAGGACCUGGUGCCAUCUCUGGUCAACAUCUUGAAGCAAAUCAUAGAGCAUAGGUUGCCGAGGGACUUUGAUUACCAUCGUAUGCCGGCCCCCUGGCUGCAAGUGAAUUUAGUGAACCUUCUGGGUAUGCUGGGAGAAGGAGAUCAAGAUGUGAGCGCCCAAGUGUACGAUAUAGUCCAGGAGACUAUGCGGCGUGCUGACACCGGCGUCAAUGCGGGCUACAGUGUUGUCUAUGAGUGUGUUAAGUGUGCUGCUAAGCUCUACCCUAGCCAUACCCUCCUCGAACAAAGUGCUGCGUCAAUCUCCAAGUUCCUCCAGAGCGACAGUCACAAUCUUAAGUAUCUAGGAGUGACAGGACUUGCAAUGAUUAUCACAGUGAACCCUGAUUACGCUAGAGAGCAUCAGCUGAAGGUUGUGGAGUGUCUAGAAGAUCCUGAUGAAACCCUAAAGAGACGUACACUGGACCUCCUCUACCGCAUGACCAACCCUGCUAACGUCAUUGUGGUAUGUGCUAAGAUGCUACAGAAUCUUCGUUCGUCCCAUGACGUCCACCUCCGCAGGGAUCUGGUCCGUAAAGUGGGGUCCUUAGCAGAGCGGUAUUCGCCAUCUAAUCAGUGGUACGUUGAGACCAUGAACCAGGUCUUCACUCUAGCCCCGUCUCUGGUGCCGUCAUCACUACCCACCUCCCUCAUGCGUUUGGUGGCGGAGAGCGGCGAGGAGGAUCCUGAGUUCCGAGUGUGGGCUGUGAACACCUAUGUGAAGAUGUUGGCUGCCAGCUCGGAUGACUUGCCUGAUGUUCUUGUUAGAGUCGUGGCUUGGGUGCUAGGCGAGUACGGGUGUAUGUGCACACUCAGUGGGUAUACCAUUGAUGACAUAAUAGACCUUCUGGCUCAAGCAGUGGAUCGUCCAGCAUUUACUGAGGCUAGAGUAACUCGAGGGUAUCUAUUUUCAUCGAUGAUGAAGUUACUAAGUCAGGAGCAACAGCAGACUACUGCUACGCCUUCCGUUGACACUGUCCGACGAGCCCUCCGCAAAUACAGUACUGACCCGGACAUGUAUCAGAGGAGCCUCGAAUACCUCAAGAUCCUGGAUGGCUCACCUAACCUGCUACCGUCGGCCUUCCCGUAUGAUGAGGCCAACUAUGAGCGAUCAGACUCUCUCAUCGACGUAUCCCUAUCCUUCCUUGAUGACAUGGUGGAUAGGGCAAUAGCGGAGGGCAUGAAGGAAUACGGUCGGCCUAAUGUCGUAGAGUAUGCUGGUCAAUCGCCGUCGUCUUGUUCGUACGAAGAGCGCCACUGGGGGCCCUCUGGUCUCAACUUCACGCCUUAUAGUGCGCCUACUAAGCCGUCCCACGCCCCGUCCAGCCCUUACCAAUCCGGCUCUGCCCAGUCCCAAGCAGCAGGUGGUCUUAGAGUGAACGCUCCAAAGAAGUGGGGUCCCAGCGGCUUCAACGCUCGAAAACCCUCCGCCACUUCGGAGGAGGUCGUCCCGACAGCAAAGGCUACUGCCACAGUGAGCUCUCCCGAGCCAAGUACGAGGGCACGGCCUUCCGUGGCUUCCGCCUAUCCCAGUACGGAUGAGUUACGUCGUAGAGCCGCACAAGAGAAGAUGGCGGGCGCCUUGUUUGCUGGUAUUGGUAGUAGCCCUGCUCCACGACAACCCAUGGCUGGCUCGAGAUCAGUGGUGGGGCAGCCAGGAUAUUCACGGUCUAAGGAGGGAGGUGCAGGGCCGCAGGGUGGUGCUGAAGCAGUUGAUCUGUUGGACCUUUUUGGGACUCCUACUGAUCAUCAAGAGGCACAGCAAGCUACAGCUGAAGCUGCGGCACCAGUGCCCACUGCCUCACCCUUGGAUAUAUUGUCUUCUAGUGAGGAUGACCUGUUGGGUGGCAUGGCCUCAUCGCCGUCUGUUCCGGAGGCCCCGGUGGGACAGGGUGUUGGGCAGUUGGACUUGUUCGCGCCCUCUCCCGUGUCGCAUGAGGCUACCGAAGUGAAGUUGAGGCCUCUGGACAUUACCAUCGAGCAGCUUGGUGGGGACUGGCAAAAGCUGCAGGGGUCCUGCGAGAUACAGAUCUCUCUAUCCCAUGUUCCGGACGUGUCCAGCAAGUUGACUGGAAUUGUCGGCUUCCACCUGGUGGAGGUGAUCGGGGAUGAGCGGGUCUUUGCUGCAAGCACACCCUCAGGGGAGAUGGUCUUUGCACACUGUCGGGAAACAGCCUCACACGCGGAGUUGAUCCUAGUGGCAUCGUCCUCAGCAGCAGGAGCUCUGGCACGAGAGCUCGUCGAGAAGGCUACGGGGAAGCCUUCGAGGGCCGAAGCAGCAGUGAAAGCAAGGGUGACUGCCAGCACGCAGACUACCGAUGUCGACGGUCCUCACCCUGUAGCACAGAGGGAUAGUAUAACGUCUGCCGCUGGUACGACCGCCGUGUUGGGGCCUGAUAUACGCAGUGACGCGGGUAUAAGGAAAUUGGCGUCGUCUCUGACAAAGCUCCCAUUGGGGGAAAAUGGUCGUAUGAGAGUGAGGCGAAUGAUCGGACAAGAGGUACGGAAGCACCCAGAGUUGAGACCAGUGGUUCGGUCCAUAGGGAAAUUGAAAAGCGCGAGUAACGCGGCCCUGGUGGAGAUGUGUAUUGUCACCAACACUUUGGAUGAGGCUAGGAAGAUCUCCCGAGCUUAUUUGGCACGAAAGGCUGGCAAGCCGACUAAGAGGGCAUCUCCUAUGGCCGCCUUGGCCUCCCCUUACAAUCGGACAUCUGAGGCCGAAAGCUGUGGUUUGACUUUGAUUGAACGUUUGUUUGCUGAUAUACUAUCCCAUGGGGCUCGUCAGGAGGCUGAUACUGCUGCUACUGCUUCUGCUGAGGAGGUGGAGGUGGAGGAGGGUCUUUUUUCCUCCCCUGCUCCUCCUCAUCCUCCUUGUAGUAGUGUUGAGAAGGAUGCCACUACCUGUACUAGUGCUUCCACUACUGACUCUAGCUGCUGUAGUGGGACUAGUCCGGCCUUGACUAGUGAGCCCGAUGAGACGAUAGUCCUGCCUGAUGACUUUCUUUAUGGAGUUAAUAAGAAUGACUCCUCCUCCUCCUUGUCAAGACCUCCAUCGUCCUAUAUCCCUUUGGUUACUGUAGAUAAUUUCGACUUCUCCUCGUCUGAGCUUCUGUCUACCAUCAAUGUCGGCAACAACAACAACAACACGGAGGUUCUCCUCCCUGCUGCCCAGCCAGGUGGGGAGUUGAAGAACCUCUAUCCUAGAGAGCAGGGAGAGGAGCAACACCAGCUUACCAGUGAUAGCGUCAUGCUUGAGGGAGGCGGCGGUUCCUCUGCUCUGAUGAGAGUAUAA